Vicugna pacos (alpaca) is the source of this 1971-nucleotide messenger RNA. Lineage: Eukaryota; Metazoa; Chordata; Mammalia; Artiodactyla; Camelidae. The record is from RefSeq and is a predicted model, not a curated record.
AUGCCCGCCAGCCCCAACCCCCACUAUGCCCACCCAGACGGCUUGCUUUUUUCUCUGACAGGCCAGGUCACAGUGGCAGGGAUGGAGUUCUUAAUCCCUUCUGAACAGUUCACCAAAAUCAAAGAACUGGAGUUAAUGCCAGAAAAAGCCCUGGAGGAGGAGAAGGAGGAGGAAGAUGGCGUGUGCAGAGUGAAAGAACACUCAGGCUCUGGAGAGUUGGAGGCCCAGAGCACCCAUGGGGCCCUCCAGGCCAAGAUCCCGGAGGGAGAACAGGAGCUGGCGCCGGCCACCAUGGCGGAGAGCGAGCAGCUCAUCCUGACCCUGCAGGAGGUGCACGUCACCUCGGGAGAUGUGGAGCCGCCGCAGCAGGGGGAGGUGCAGGUGCUGCUGCAGCGGGCCAGCGGCGGUCUGCAGUCCCUGGUGUGGCUCGGCGAGGGAUCCCCUCUGAGCCUGCACCAGUGUGUGGCCAUUAGCUUCCAGGAAGAGGUGUACUCGAUGCAGGAAACGGAGGUGAUGCAGUUUCACGUCCUGCAGGAGAGUGUGACCGUGGCCAGUGAGGACAGUGAGCUAGCAGUGAGCCUGGCAGAAAGCACUGAACUGAUUAAGCUUGAGAAAGCUCAGAAGGAGGAACAGCUGCUGGCCGAAGAAGGAGUCAGUGGAAAAAGAGAAGAGCAGUUUUUUCUUGUGGAAGCGAGGCCAGGAGAUGAAGGAAGCGAUGAAAUUGUUCUGACAAUUUCCAGCUUGAAUAUGGAAGAAGAAGAUAAACCGGUCCCCGGUCAAGCACCUAUUGAAAAAGCCAAAACUACAGAAAAUCAAAAAAAGACAAACGAAGUAAAACAGACCUUCCGCUGUGACGCCUGCAUGUUCACCUCUUCUAGAAUCUCAAGCUUUAAUCGUCAUCUGAAAACUCACACCGGUGACAAGCCCCACGUGUGUCACCUCUGCCUGAAGGCUUUCCGGACUGUUACUCUUCUGCGGAACCAUGUCAACACCCAUACAGGAACCAGGCCCUACAAGUGUGGCGAUUGUGACAUGGCGUUUGUCACCAGUGGAGAACUUGUCCGACACAGACGUUAUAAACACACUCACGAGAAGCCCUUUAAGUGCUCCAUGUGCAAGUAUGCUAGUGUGGAAGCAAGUAAGCUGAAGCGCCACAUCCGCUCGCACACGGGAGAACGCCCUUUUCAGUGCCCCCUCUGCAGCUACGCCGGCAAAGACACCUACAAGCUGAAGCGACACACGAGGACGCAUUCAGGUGAGAAGCCCUACGAGUGCCAAGUCUGCCACGCACGCUUCACCCAGAGCGGGACCAUGAAGAUCCACGUCCUGCAGAAGCACAGCGAGAACUUGCCCAAAUACGAGUGCCCACACUGUGCCGCCAUCAUCGCGAGGAAGAGCGACCUGCGCGUCCAUCUGCGCAACCUGCACGCUUACAGAGCCGCGGCGAUGGAGUGCCGCUACUGCCCCGCCGCCUUCCACGACCGCUACACCCUCGUUCAGCACCAGAAAACGCACAAGAACGAGAAGAGGUUCAAGUGUGAGCACUGCGGCUACGCCUGCAGACAGGAACGCCAUAUGACAGUUCACAUCCGUACCCACACUGGAGAGAAGCCGUUUGCCUGCCUCUCCUGCAGUCAGUGUUUCCGGCAGAAGCAGCUGCUGAAUGUGCACGUCAGGAAAUGCCAUGACACCAACUUCACCCCGACCGUUCACGAAUGCCCCCGAUGUAGCAGAGGCUUUUCCCGCUGGAGUAACUUGCAGAGACACGCGGAGAAGUGUGGCUCAGGGCAAGAAAAGCCGUCCACCUCCAAAAAGAGAAGAAAAGCCGCAGCUGAGGAGGCCUCCCUGAUAAGCGGAGAGCAGUGCCCGGGAGGGGCGCUUCCCAUGGACUUCGGAGCGGCCUUGGCGGAAAGCGAGGACCUGGAUGAAGGCAUGACAUGUGAGAUGAUCCUCGACCUGAUGGACAAGUGA